AUAUGGCAACACAAUAUGGAAUUCCAUAACAAUGUACACGUUUUACUAUAUUCAGCACUCCUUGACCUUGGAACUGAUUUGUUAUUCGUGCUGUUUUAUAUUUAAAGAUUACUUAAAUAAGAAAAAAUUAAGAUGAAUGCUGUCUCAGAAAGCAUUAAGGUAAUAAUCUCUCUCAAAGUUUAUACAGUUUUGAGUAUGGAAAUGGAACAAAUUCAAUAGAGAAAAAUUCAGGGGAGAUUAUUCGAGUCGUUCAUUGACAAGUUAGAACUUGUUAUUGUAUUGGUGAAUCAAAUGUUUACACUGGAUACCAUGACCAGCAAGAAUUCAAUAAAAUAGGAAUGGAAUUCAAUCAAAUAGGAAUUGAAUUCAAUCAACAAACAGUCUUGGAAAAAGAUUCAUUUAAUCUAGAUGUAGGCUAAGCUACACAUUUUAGUAGUACUAGUAGAUUAUUAUUAGGAUUGGGUGACCCAAACGUCCCGGAUUUUGUUCCGUUAUUUUACCAUCAUACCCAGUGUCCGAAAAAGUCUCUUGGAACGCCUAAAUGUCCCGUUUCUAAAACGAAACAUAUUUUCAAAUCACUAAAAUUUCCUCAUUUAUAAUAUAACUUCAAGUAAUAUUUUGGCUAGCUGUGUAACUGUAGCCAGUGCCAGUAGUGAUGUGGGCUCUAGUGAUGGCUGCACUGUUCCCCCUCCACCACUUUGGUGACGCUGCAAAAUUAUUGUUUUCGUUUAUGAUAUGCCUCAGAGUUUAAAUUAAAUUACAGAAGGUAAAUUUAAAAAGAUUUCUAGGUCUCAAAAUAGUUAAAAUGAGCAUAUUUCAAUAAACAGUUUCCAGCAGAGGCCCCCAGAUUCCUCUUUAGCUGGAGGGUAUCCCCCCUAAGCCUCCUUGAUUGUGUCCAGUUCAUGAUUUGGUCACCCUUGCUUAGGAAGACUAUUUAAUUUAAUCAGCCUAACUUGUGACUCUAAGUCUAAAAUCAUUUAUUUGGAGAAAAAAUAAAUGAAUACCUUGUACAGUAGAUAUGCCUGGCUUUAUGCUUAAAGAUAUCAGGGUAAUAUAAUUUUAGUACAAUAAAUUAAACACCAUUGACAAGUGAUCAUAUUUAAGUGAUUUAAAUUAAAAACUCCCUACUUACCAGAUGGAACUUCAUUAAAACUUUUGAUUAAAACACUUCAAUUGUGAAUAGAGCAAGUAUUUAUUGUUUUCAGACUAGAUAGUCAUCAAGUAUUUUUGUUGGCUUUAUAUGGAUUUUUGGUAAAUUUGGACUAUCGGCGACAUCAUGUUUCACAUGGCCACCCUCUUGUUGCCACGACCUGUAAAAGGUCACAGGUCUUGACAAUCAAGAUGGCGACUGUGUAAAAAAAGUGAACAAUUCAACACAUUAAAAAUGAAAAUGUAAAAAUUUAGUAAAAAACAUACAAGUUUAAUGAAAUAAUUUCAGCCGUAUAUAAAUUUCGUGGCGAGCGAAGCUACUUCAUUGUAUCCAUUUAGAUAUUUGGCCAGAAGUGUCAACAACCUGCUGUAACCACCUUUGAGACAUAAUUUCAACAGGUACAUGCUCAUUUCUCUUGCUACAGUUACCCACUGUGGUCAAGACAAAUUUAAAAAUGAAGAAAAACAAAGCAAAAGAAUUUUAAAGUAAUAAAAACCCAACUUACAUUUUCAUAGAAUAUUCUUUUACACACUUUAUUUCAGGUUCCACCAAAAACAAAAUCCAAAAUUUGUCAGAAAAAUCAAUGAAAUAUAAUAUCAUACCUAUUUUCCAAAUGCCGAAAAUUUAAAUAUUUUAAUUAACCAACCAAUGAAAUUUUAUUUAAAGCAUGCCAUUGUCGUAUUAAAGAAAUGUUAAAGCUAGUACUAGUAACAACACAAAGGGGAGUGGAAUCCAACACAGAAACUUAACAUAAACACUUAAGUGGCGUCAUGGCGCGGAUUCUCUAUUUUAGCCUGUUACCGGAAAUUUGUUUGGAUGAAAUUUCGUUGACGGAAAAUUGAGUGACAGUUUGGUCGAAUUUUUUUUUUCAGUUCACACAAUCAGAUUUUCAUCAAAUUUCUUUUUGAACGCACAAUACGAUAUAGUAAAAAAAAUAAUAAUGCGCUCAAAAAUAAAUUGGAUGCAAAAUAAAAUCUUCUGAACUGAAAACAAAAUUCAACCAAACUUCUUUUCUAAUCAAAUUUCCGUCAAUCAAUUUUCCCUAGACGAAAUUUCUUUCAAACAAAUUUCCAGAUACGAUUUUAGCCAGAUUUUUAAUUACAAAACUUUGUUUUUUUACAUCAGUCGAUCAAAAAUCGUUUGUUUAUUGUCUAUUCAGCUAUUUUGUGUCUAAUUUUUUACCCCUUUUGCCGGGCUCAGACCUAAUGCAGUAUUCAUAAAAUAAAGUUAAAAACUAGACGUGAAGUAUUUACUGAUGAUGUAAUCUGAGCUCUUGUAAUUGAUUUCCAACUUUGUAUAUUUUAUUGACAAUCUUUGGCAGAUGAUUGUAUUAUAAUGACACUGAUGCUUGGCAUUGCGCCCCUUCUCUUCAGUGCAUUUGGAAUAUCCCCUAGGAAGUCUUGGUUGGGGGAUUAUAAAUUGAUUUCCGACCAGUGCAGCAGAAAGUUUUCAGAUAAAUGAACCCACUGACAAGUACCACACAUACAAUUUAACACAUAGACAACUGAAUCUAAUGACAAUUUUUCUGAACUAAGACCCAUGGCCAAUAUGGGGCACCAAACUUUCCUCCUCGUGACAGGACAAAAAUUAUGCAAAGUUCCAAUGCAUUCCAACUCCUGCAUAAUGACCAGACCAGGGAAAUGUUAUGAGCAGACCAGAGAAACAUAAUAGCUGACCAAGGAAAUGUAAUGAACGGAUCAGGGAUUUGGGUACCAGGAGUAAACCAGGGAAAUAGUGGUUGUAUUAUUAUUAUACGUGGUUUUAUAUAGCAUGGUACCCCAGCCUAGGGCUGGGCUCACCACGCUGUACAUACAAUUUAACAAACAUAAUAAAAAAUGCAAAAUAAUUAAUUGACAUACAUUAAUUAAAUAAAACAAAUCAAAUGUAUAUUUAAAACCAUUUACAUCUCAAGCCAUGGACGACACUCGGUAGCAUUGUUUUUCGGUCAGAUCUUGAUGUACUGAAACACUAUUGUUACGGUUCAGCUAGGGAUGAAGAAGAUUGUCUCGGUGGUGUGUCGAGGGUUAGUACUGCCAGGAAUGGGCCAAGACUUUUCCCCCACUACCACGGAAAUUAUUUUUUUUAUCUUCAGUUGGUCCAAAAUGGUCCAAUAUAAAGGGGAAAAGUGCUGACCAACCCCUCGAAAAACCCCUUCCUACAAAAAUGGAAAGACGUUUUCCUGGCAGCAGUGGGUCCUCUCAUAGUAGGAAAAUAAGGGGUUUCAGGGGUCGUUGUGUGGUCAGCUUUAAUUUUAUAGGAGGGACUUCACUGGUUUACUGACUGGUUAAGUCGACUUUGAUUUGUGCUGAGAAAAAUUAGAAACGGUGUUAGUGAUUAAAUAUAAUAGGAUGGGCUCAUUUUAAUUUAUUAGUAAUCUUCUUCUAUUGCCUUAUUUUUUCAGUAUUUGCCCACUGAUUGCCUCUUUGUAAAUAACCAACUAUUUGUUAAAAUGAAAACAUCAGAGAUUUUUAAUAAAAAUUAGAACCUUUUAUCAAACAUUGUUCCACAUGACUCCCUCUACCUGCCAAAAAAAAUGCCUCUUUGAUUUCAGGAUUAUCGAGUAUACAAUUUGCUUGGAACUGGUGGAUUUGCAGAUGUGUACAGGGCACUGUGCCACACUCCUGACAGGGAGGAGAAGGAAGUGGCUAUUAAAAUGGUACAGUCCAGUUUGAUAUUUUCAUUGGUUGCUGUAGCAGUGUACAUUUAGCUUAGCAGAGUUACAUCAAGACUGAGUGUUUGAAACUGGCUGCGACUUAUGAAAUUAUAGUCUAUUUAAAAAUGUAAUACAGUUUACUGUAUUUUGAUAGAAAUUAUUUAAAAUAAUAAGGAAAGGCAUUUCAUGAUAAAUCUUGAUAAGAAUGUUAUAUGUAGCUCCAAUUGUAACAGUUUUAUCAUAGUUUGUCGCUUUUUAUGGGGGGUUUACUAAAUUAUAUUUUACAGAGCCAUGGAUGUAUUUUAAUAUGCUGAGAAAAUUAAUUAGUGUAGGUAAAAAGGUAUACUUUUCAACACUGAAUGAUGUACCGUAAUAUAAAUUACUAGGAGAUGCAAGAGUCUGCAAAAAGGGAAGACUAAGAGAGCUCAACCAGAUGGGAGAAACCCAAACUAAAGCAUCAGCUUCCACCAUUCCUCUUUUUUUUCUGUUUAAUUUUUUCCAAUGAGCUUACUAUGAAUAACAUCUUCUUAUGGACACUUUUUUAUUUGUCUAAUCUGUCUGUAAAAAGUUAUUCUCUUAAUUUUUUUAAAAAUCUAAAAUGUAUACAUGUUACGGGCAAUGUGAAUAAUUGGGCAUUUUUAUAUAAUGCCCUGACAAUUUAAAAAGUGCCCAAUGGGAUGUAACAAAAUGAUAAUUAUGUAGAAAAUAUUACAUUGCCUGGGCAUUAUGAAUAAUUCUGGAAAUCGAGUGGGCAAUUUGAGAAAAUUUUUAUUCAUAUUUCUCUACAUACAAAAAUAAGAGGAUAUUAUAUUAAAACAAAUUUUUAAAUAACUAACAAAGAAAUAAAAAAAAAAACUGGUGGUGAUAAAAUAAGUAUAAAAAAUAUGUACGCCUAACUAAAAAAAAACAUAUUAGGUUUGUACUUACAAACACAUAUACACACAAAAUGUCAAGUCUUAACAGUUUCUAUUUAUUAGAGCAGCUUCCACUUUGGUAACAUUUCGAGUUACACAGCUUUUUUUCUUUACGGCACUUGUCAGAUUUACAGCCACAUUUACAGCCACAUCGACUAUAGCCUUCACCCCCAGUCUUGGAUGACAUUCUUGCACAUUCUCUUACUGAAAUCUCUGACUGAAGAAUUUCUUCGGCAUAAAGAAACUUUUCAUUACAUAUUGUAAAUUGGUUCCUAGCUUAAAGUUGAUUUAGGAUUCCAUGUUUCGUGCCUAAUUUAUAAAGAUUGGCAUCUGUUAUUUCAAGAACAAAUUACACAAUAUUUCUUCCAUCAGUGUCACCUCUGUCGUCAUCUCGAACUCUAACUGUGUCACCCUUUUUAGCGGCCAGGUAUUUUGAAUUAGAGGUUUGAAGCAAUUUUCAGCUUGUUUUUUAUAUUGCUUGCUGAAAUGUCCCCAAAUUUUAUUUUUGUCGUCUUUUCUUUUUUUUAACAUUGGGAUCCUCUGAGGAAUCUUCAUAACCUUCAUACGCGUGUUUUUCAUGACCUGAGACUUGAAUAUCAGGUGGCUCAGAGACAUUUAUUUCUCUUUUGUUGUUAUGGAAAUCAGAACUUGGUUCAGAUAACGAAGUUGAAGGUUGAACAUAACUAUCAAUAGAAGAUAGUUCCUCCUCGUUGACUUGGACCUAGCUCCGCUAAAGAAAAUGGUUGCUGGUUGGCCAGCAAGAAUCAUACCAUACGCACGUUGCCAAAUUGCUGUCAAUUAAUUAAAGUGACCAGAGAAAUAAUAGCAGUAUUUAUAAUGACCGGGCAAUGUAAUAAAUUAUCCUAGAUUAUCGUAGACAAAUACAAGUUAUUAAAUUGCCAGAUUUUAUCGGUCAUUAUUCAUAAUGACCAAGCAUUUUGAAAACUGCCCUGAAUAAUCAAAUUUCUCGUAACAUGCAUACAUCUUUUUUAAUACCCUAUCAUAGAUGCUUCACUUUUCUAUACUAUAUCUAAUAAUCCUAGAUACUCGUCAAGUCUUAAUUAAUAUUGUAGUAUGUUCAAUCAUUUAUCAGAUUGACAAGAAAAAGAUGAAAAAAGCUUGCAUGAGUGAUCGAGUCAGGAAGGAGGUAGAAAUCCAUUCUAGAUUGAAGCAUCCAUCUGUUUUACAGGUACAAUCCUCAUUUCACUUUAUCAUAAUCUUCAGACUUUUAAAACUAUUACUAAUCUUUAGUGUUCACAAAGUUAUGUUUUAAUAUAAACUCUAAAUGGUUAUUGAGAUGCUCAUUUCAAGUUACUUUUUAUGCUCUCACUUUUUCUAAAACAUUUUAACAAUUAAUUUUGUUUGGUUUUAGCUCUAUAACUAUUUUGAGGACAGCAAUUAUGUGUAUCUAGUCCUUGAACUUUGCCACAAUGGGGAAAUGCACCGCUAUUUACAGUCUCGGGCUCAACCUUUCGCGGAAGAUGAGGCCAGAAGAUUUAUGCGUCAGAUUGUGGAUGGAAUUUUAUACCUUCAUUCACAUGGAAUACUUCAUCGAGACCUGUCACUGUCUAAUCUGCUUUUAACCAAAGACAUGAAUGUGGUAAGUAUUUGGUCAUUACUUUCUCUUAGUGCAUAUUUCAUUAACAUAAAAUAACACAUAAAAGAUCUACUUAAAAAGUUUUAUACUGAAGUGCAGUCUAAUAGUUUUAAGCUGAGUAAAGAAAAUUAUUACUGCUUUUUUUUUGUUGUUGUGCACUUGUCAUAUUUUAUUUCUAUAAAUAAAUAAAUAAAAAGAAAGUGAAAAUCAUACAUUUUCAUUGUUUCAAAUGUUAAUACCUUUUUUUUUUUCAACAUUUAGAAAAUCGCUGACUUUGGUUUGGCUACUCAGCUUCAAGGCCCAGAGGAAAAACAUUUUACAAUGUGUGGAACGCCCAAUUAUAUUUCUCCGUAAGUUAAGCUCUAGCUCUUCAGCUUUGUCAUAGUUAUAAAAUACUGUACCAGCAGCGCAUACAAAAAAUUGAACAUUUUAAUGAGUUUCCUUUGACCACUCUAGAAAUAGGACAAUGCUAUUUUUGUUUUGAGCAACAAAAACUUUUUCACUUCUGAUUUCUUAUAUGCUUAAUGUUAGGAAUUUAUUAAAAUAGGAAACUAUUUAAAACAUAACCAGGUGGCUUUAGGGUAGAUAGCUUCUUAAACUUCUGGGUUGUAAAAAUGCACUAGCAGAGGAAUAACAACACUACUUUAUUUUCCUAUUUUUCUAUAUUCUUAAGUGUGUCGUGAUAUCAUCUAGAAAUAAAUUAACAACACAACAUCUGAUAAAAACUUUUUCUUUUGGCUAAAGCCUUGUGUAGAAUUAGUUCAUUAAUUAUAGUAAAUUGGUAUAGCUUAUACAUUCUCGUCAACAGUUUCUACUCUAAUAUUAUUCAUGAACUCGUUGCAUUAAUUAUUCUGUUGUAAAGUCGGGAAGGUAAUGACCCUUUUUUUUUCUUAUAUUAAUAGGGAAAUUGCAAUGCGAUCAGCACAUGGUCUUGAGUCCGAUGUUUGGUCCUUGGGAUGUAUGCUUUACACAUUCUUGGUUGGCCAUCCACCCUUUGAUACAGAUGCUGUUAAAAGUACACUGAACCGGGUUAUUUCAGCUGAAUACCACCUGCCAAAGAAUAUAAGUCCAGAGGCUCGUGAUCUAAUUCAAGCUUUGCUGUGCAAGAAUCCCAAGGAUAGGAUACCACUUAGAGGUUGAAAUUUUAUUUUUUCUGCAUUUACAAACUUGUGAUAAAAUAAUGCUGAUCUUAAUCACAACUUUAUCAACUAAAGUCAUAAUCACAAUUUUAUCAACUAAAGUCAUAAUCACAACUUUAUCAACUAAAGUUAUAAGUAUUCACAAAACAAUGGUUUUUUUUAUUCAUCGUGUUUCUUUUUCAAGGUAAUAUUUCUAAGUUUUAGACAUUAUUUGUGUUUUAGAUGUAUAUUCCAGUUAUUCAUUUUUACUUCCACAGAAAUCCUCACCCAUAAAUUUAUGUUGAACAAACCCAGUAUGAAGAAGGUUAUGAAGGUAUGUGUGAUUUCAAUGUUAGACUUAAAAUCUGUUAAAACAGAAUGAUUAACGCCAUAAGCUUUCAAUAACUUAAACAUAGGAAGUUAUAAUUUAGUUAGAAAAUUUUCUAACAAAAUUUUUGAGACCUUUAAUAUAACAGAAACUCAAGUUAAAAGAUUUUCUGAUCUUUUGUAAUUUUACAAUAUUCGAGUCUAAAAAAUGUCAUUGCCUGUAGAUUCAAUUAUACUUUUCAGAUGCCAGAGAUGUCCAUGGAUAGUGGGCGUGGAACAAUUACAUCUACAAAAUACAGUCAUUCUAGUAAUGGCCAUAACAAGCCCAUGCCAGCAUUUCAUCAUAAGUCAGAAAUAGCAGAAGACAAUGAGCAUUAUAGCCAUCAACACUUUGGAUCUGAUGGACGAGGCUCUGCAUGGACCAGCAUUAGCCAGGGAUCAAGUAUUAUCAGCAGGCACCCAGCCAGUCCACCUGUUAGAGAACGAGACAGGUGAGAUCGGGAAAACCAUUAUUUAACUGAAACAGUUCUUAUGCAUCAUCAGUUAACUGAAAAAUUUCUUACACCUAAUGUAAGAUAAGUUAAGAUAAAUACUCCUAAUCAUUGAUGGCAGAGAUUUAUUAAUAAGCAUAUGAGACUGACUUAUCCUGUGCUAAGGGGUGUGUUGUGUUUAUUUUUUUUUACUGCAAGAUUUCACACAGUUGAUCACGUUGAAAUCACUUUGAAGUUGCUAGAUCCCAAAAAAAAUAUACAUUCAAGUCAUGUAUAUAUGUUUAUUGAUUCAAAUGCAUAGAAUUAUGACAGAAAGAAUAGUAACAAUAUAAUUAUUUAUUUAUUAACUCUACGUAUGAUUGAGUCAGUCUUUUUUAUUCAUCUUUAGUCAAUCUGAAGAAGAACUGCGGAAAACAAAACAUGCAAUGAGACCUGGCGUGUACAACUAUAAUCUUCAACAAACAAGCCAGCAACUCAGUAACUUGAUGUUUACAGACACCACUGAUCGCAGCUGUGGGGGACAGCCUCCUCCAUCCCUUAAACCUGAUGCCCCGCCUCGGCCGUACCGUCCCCAUCACAACCCAGGAUCAGUGUCUUCCAGCCAGAGCACAUCAGAUUUUAGUCUCAAUGCAACUCGAAAGGUUCUCAACUUCGAAUCUGAGUCAGUAUCCAGUAGCUCACAUGAAAUUUUACAGUACACAUACAAAGAUCCAGCCAAUAUGCAAACACAAGACCUCAUGCAAAAAGUUCAGAACUACCUUGGCCAGCAAUGUGAUAAUGUCAGCAGCCUCAGAGAGAAUCAAAAAAUGAAAAAAUCUCCAGUGUUUAUGCAUGAUGAUGUUCCUGUGCAGGUAAACUACAAUGAAAUCAAAUGUGAUGUAGCACAUCAUGAUUUCACUCAAUUAUUGAGAGAUUAAUUACAUAGAAUAUAAAAGAAUAGGAAUAGUAUACUUAUAUAUAUACAUCCGUCAUUGUGAAACAUCGUCCACUUUCAAAAAGUCCCUUAAAACCCAUCUGUUUAGGUCCGCCUAUGACCUGUGAUGCACCCUCGUUGCCCUGCCUCAUUUUCUGUCUCGGGUUGAUCCUGUAGUAUAGGCCAAAACAUGCCAAAGUGUACUCGUUUUUAUAGCCAUUUUAAUGUUUAAGCUACUGUUUCUAUAGUCAUUUUUAACAUAGUUGUUACUAUUCUAAUGUCUCUUGUUUUUCCUUUUUAUUUUACUUUAGCAGUUUAAAUAGUUAGCAUGUUUUUAAUAAUUGUAAAGCGCUUAGAGCUGUAAGGUAAGCACUAUAUAAAAAUGCCUAAAUAAAUAAAUAUUACUGCUAUACAGAGAUUAAAUAAAAUAUCUUUGAUUUGGAAUACAUAAAAUAAAGGUUUGAAUGAUUUACUAAAUCAGAAGUUUAUACUUAAGUUAUUACGAAUCGGCACAGUUCUCAAACUUCUUCCAGUCUAACUUCUUCUUCUAACUGCCUUAAAUAAACUACCUUAAAUAAAACUAAUUAUCAAAGGGUAGGAAUGCGUUUAAAGCGCUUAAGUAAAUUGAUGAGACACAAACAAUAAAUGGUUUUUGUUGUACUGAUGAAGGCAUUUGCCGCAACAUUUGAUUUUGUAUUUUUCUGAUUAUUAAAGGUUAAUAUAUAUUAUAUAUAUUAUUUUAUCUACACACAUUUGGUCUCUUUAAUCUAUCUUAAAUAGAAUAAUAGUGCUUUUCUUGAAUGUUAUUUGUUUUUUAAAAUAGAAUCUUUAAUGCUAGAUCCAGUCUUGACAUGUUUUAACGUAAAUCGUUUUUAAAAUGUACAUUUCUAUAUUACUAACAACAGGUGUUGGGUGGAUUUUUUUCAUGGAUUUUAAAGCAAAUGUCAUUAACAUUUUUCAGUUUUCGAGUCCAGAACCAGGCCCAAGAAGAAACCAGCUGACAGAGCAGGAAGUUCGUUAUUGUAAUCGAGGGCACAGAGCAGCUACAUCUGAAAGGACAGAAGAGAAGGGGAAAGGAGAGAAGGGGAAAGGAGGUUCCAAUGAUGCCUUGGAUACAGAGAAUGAUAUUCUUGAACCAUUUAACACAGAAAGAUUAAGGCCUGUUCGUCAGAGAAUGAAAAAUGCAGUGGUAGGUCGUAGUGACCGAAUAAUUUUCAGAACUUGUCUUUCAAAGUUGAGAUUUUCAACAUAUGAAAAAAUAAGGGGGAAAAUACAGUACACGCGGUUUACAUUAGAUGGUUUUAAAUUCCACAUUAUCAAUAAUUUUACUUACAGAUGGUUACAUAAUUUGUACUAACAUUAACUUACUAAGAUUUUUUUUAAAUUAAAAAUAUCCCUUACCAUAAAAUAAAUUUAAAUUGCAUUUGGUAAGAAAACUAAUAACAGCAUAGUAUUGUGUUUGUGUUGUUGUUUUUGGUUGUUUUUUUUUUUUUUUUGUUUUAAGACCCCUUCAGCUAAUUCAAUAACUUCUUUCUGAUUAUUUGGUUUCUUUAAAAAGGAGUGCUUUUUCUUUUCUUUUUCAAAAGGUUUUUCAUAAAAUAAAUUUAAAUUGCAUUUGGUAAGAAAACUAAUAACAGCAUAGUAUUGUGUUUGUGUUGUUGUUUUUGGUUGUUUUUUUUUUUUUUUGCUUUAAGACCCCUUCAGCUAAUUCAAUAACUUCUCUCUGAUUAUUUGGUUGCUUUAAAGAGGAGUGCUUUUUCUUUCCAUUUACAAAAGGUUUUCACAUUUUGGUGCCAUGCAGCAAAGAACUUGUAUAGAUGUUUUGUUUGAAUUUCAAUUUUUGUGUCUAGUCUUUAAAAAAACAACUAUAAAACAUACACACAAAAACCAUUUGGCUUUUACUUUUGAGCUAUCAAGUAAAAAUAAAUAUGUUAUAUAAAUUAUACUUGUUUUUCCCAGGUCCACAUUCAAGAGAAUGGAGAUGUGUGUAUGGAAUUCCUCAGAAGAGAAGGUCAAGACGACAGAGUUUUAGAUGUCAUACUCAUAACCAAAGAUGGCAGAAAGGUAACAAUAUAUAUUGGGAUUUAGACUGUAAUUCAUUUAUAAGAGAAAUACAGAGAGGACUGCGUACAGGUUGAUGGCUCACUUCUGUAGUUCAAUAGGUCUAAAAUUUCCUGGUUACUACAUAUUUAUACAAGCUAAGAUUGUUUUUCUCUUUUUAACUGUUUUUGCUGUCCAAGGCUUAAAAGGCAGAAUUGUCACUUUCUGAUAUUGUCUUUCUUCAUGUUUUUCUUUACCCUUUGUAUAUUUGUAAUUCAUUUAGUAGUUUUACUUGAAUAUUUGAGCAUGUAACAAAUAUUUUAUGAGAGGAAGAAAAUAUUCAGGGCCACCAUUUUGUUCACUGAAGACCAAUAGUCCCACAUUACAACCAUUUUAAGUGGUAAAACCAGAAGGUCACUUAUUUUGUGUUUUAGGUAAAAAGGUAGAUAUUAUUUGGCUCUAAAAAAUUCUAAACACUGUAAUAAAGUUGCAGUUGAAAGGGAAAAAAACUAAUAUAAGUAGAAAUAUUUUUUAAGAUAAUUUUUGUAAGAAAAUAAAUUCUCGAUAUUGAAAAGAGGAUUGCAUUCUUCUGAUUAAAGGGACAUGAAUCCCACUGAAAUUUUUAAUCACUGUGUAUGCAUCAAUACUGGUUACAUUAAUAAAACUUAAGCUAUCCAUCUGUUGUUUUUAAUAUUCAUAAAUUAAUCUUACUGACUUGAUGUGCAAUGGCUUUCUAUUUAUUUAGAGGCAUCACGAAUGGGGCAUCUUGGACCAAAUAAUGAUGCACUAUUUAAAGAACCAAUAGCCAUUUCAUUUUAAGUUAACAUUCAUAUCUUUUGUUUCACAGGUUUACAUAAAUGAGCAACUUAAUUGUUUUGCAUAAAUAAAUUAUCUUAACUCCCCAGAUGAAAGUUUAUGUGCCUCCUAAGACCCAGUUUGUGAGUGUCUCUGAACAACCUGUACCUGUGCCAGACAAGUGCAAAACAUUUGAGUUCCCUAACAUUCCUGUAAAAUAUUUGAAGAAAUAUCAAUACGCAGCCAGGUAAAUCAAAUUUAAUCCUUUUUUUUUUUAAAGCGUGUAAUUAAGUCUUUGGAUACCUUAAUCCCCUAAAUAAUAUUGAUUUUUAUAUAAUUUGAAUUAGCGCUAGUAGAAAUAAGGAUUCUAAUAGCAAAAUCCAAUUUAAUAAUCCAAUCAUUCUACUUUGCUUAAGUGCAACACACACACACACCCAAACCACCGCAAGUGACACCAGCCCCCCAACACACACACACUUUCAUUGUUGUGUAUGUUAAUUUUUUUGUUGCUUAUAUGUUGAAUACAAAUAAAUGUAAAUUGAUUUAGUCCAGUGGUUCAUUGAUCAUUCACUGCAGCCACUUUGCUUUCCUUCAAAUCUAAAAUUAAAUCAUAGAGUUAUCUUUUACUAGUUGUCUGCAGACUUCUGGCUAGUAACCUCUGCUUCAUUUAUUGUAAUAUAUUUUUCACUUUUUAUUUAAAUUUUACAGUCAAUGGUAUAUUCUGAAAUAAUCUUUCAGCUCUGGAAAUGUUCUAUAUCAACAUUUUAAAUUUUGUUGUCAAAUAUUUCUCUUCUGUUCUCCGAAUGGUUCAAAGAUAAAAGAUAUUUUGAAUCCCUGUUGAUAUGGACAUGUCCAGACUGGUCAGUACCAAAUUCCAAAGACACUUGUGGCAGACCGCCUAUUGCUAUAAGGUUUUGGUUCUCCUCCUUAGGUUUGUAGCUAUAGCUAAAGCUGGGACACCAAAAGUCACAUUGUACACACACAGGGCUAAAUGUAUGCUGAUGGAAAACACAAAUUUCUGUGCAGAGUUCUAUGAUGGUGAGUUUCAACAUUUCUUUACUCUGAAAUGUUCUUGUGUUAGUAAUUUGUUGUAUUUAUAGGAAUUUACUCAAUGGCAAAAACAAAUAUUAUUAUUAUCUGUUUAAAAGUAAUGUUCUGAAGGGAUGAGAAUGGCUUUGUGCUAGACAUAUAUUUUGCAAGUGUUGUAAACUAGGAUGGUACAAAAUAUAAAGAGUCAUUUAAUACAUUUAUAUUUUACUUCAGAGGAUAUCAAUAUAUGCAUGUAGUUUGCAGAGGGAUGCUAUUUCUUUAGUGUAGAGCUAUGUCACUUAAGAAUGAGCGUUUACCUAACAAGGUCUUAAGUCUUGUCACAAAAGAAUGAGCAGUUAGGAUACACUGUGUUUAGACUUGUCACUCAAGAAUGAGUGGUUAUGAAACAGUGUUAAGAUUCAUCAAACAAGAAUGAGUGGUUAGGAAGCAUUAUGUAAAGACUAAAUUUUGCUAAUUUGAUGAAAAGAAAGUAGGCUCAUGAAAUAUAUGUAAUCAGUAAACAUUUUAUUCUCAUCAGUGUUAUGUAAUUAAUGUUAUACUUUUACUAAAUAUUAUUUAGGUACAAAGUUUUCAUCUGGGAAAAAAGGUGUUAAGAUAAUAGAGAAAGAUGGAACAUCCUUAACUUUGGAGUCAGCAGUAGAUAAUGCCAGGCUCAGCUCCGAAACCAGAAAUAUUUUAGAAUAUGUCAAUCAGGUUAGUUGUAUUCUAAUGUUUCUUUGGCACAUUUUUGAAUUUAUCUAAAUAUUUUUAAUCGUAAAAACGCUAUGAAUUUGUUAAAGUUUACCAGAUAUUGUUCAGAUGCUAUAAAAUUGAUUACAUGAAAGUUAUAGAAAUUAUUGUUUCUUUGUUGAUUCUACAGAAUUCUUUUUCUAAUAUGAUUUUUAAAUCUAUUUUAAAAAAACUAUAUGUUUGAACAAAUCUUUGUAUAUCUUAGUGCCGGCAUCAAUGUGUUCAACUUGAGCAAGUUAUUACAGCAGUUCAGUCUUCUUGUCCUGGUGCAAAUGAACUUUUCCCUGUCUUGGUUGGAAGGUAUUAAAAAUAUUUACUGCUAUAACUUUAGGAUUUCCAAAUAAUUUUUCAGUAAACUUUUCCAUGUUUAUAUUUUAAAGUAUAAACAGUUUAUAUUUUGAAGUAUAAACAUACUAUACGAUUUGGAAAAUAAUUUACUUCAAGGAUUUUAUAAAUAUGCUGUAAGAAAUGCCAUAUGGUAGUAAAAUAUCUCUUUACUUUGAUUAAAAUUAAAAUCAAUUUUUUAAAAAAAUUAACUUUUUAUUCAUCUCAUUUAUUAUUAGGGCUAAAACUGGGAUAGGAUGCCACGAUGUCAUUUGCGUGUUUAUUAAAGUUGCCGUGAAUUAGGGUUCAGGUUAGGUUUAGGGAUACAUUUACUUAGAUUUAGUGACAGAAUUAACUGGUCUCGUCAACCUAGAUGGCAGCCAUUGGAGAACAAAACAUGGCAUCUCUUAUGUGAAUUUACCAUUAUAAGUAAAGAUGUUAACAUUAUCAGAAAGUUUUAAAACUUUGAACAGUUCUUGAUUGAUAUAAUGUUGGUAUUUUUCCUAACUUUCCUAUUUCUAUUUGCAUUGACAGGCGGCCUGAGUACAGAUGCAUCAGUAACAGUGGAUCAAAUGGUGAUUUGACAAGGAAUGACGGCUGUGUUUCUCCGAACAUACCAAAUCUUCAGGUUUGUGAGAUUUAAAAUGGUACCCUCCCACAAUUUUGCCAUUUCUAGUAGCUCUAUUUAUUUAUUUAAUUUUUUUUUUAAAUGUCACUUAUAAUGCAGCAGAUUGAGGGGAUGGCACAGCCACGUGGUUGCUCAACAUCCAAAACCUCAGUAAAAUAGUGAAAAGAAGCAAUUUUUCAACAAAAAUGGAACUUGAUAAAUGUUACAGCUAUUUUAAUGACUUGUUUAUUGUCAGUGAAUAUCAAUAAAAAACUUUUCCAAGAUGAUUUAGUGAGUUAGGCAAAUUAACCAUCAUAAUUCUGUUGAUUGAUUAUUUAAUUGAAAGUUUGACCUGUCCAUGUGUGCCAUUAUUUUAUAUGAUGCCCUAAUACUGAAUGAUGAUAGCUUAUAUACCGAAAGAUGGUAGUUUAUACACUGAAGGAUUAUAGCUUAUAUACAAAAUGAGGAUAAAAUUAUGUUAUUAUUUAUCCAUUAGAUGACAACGUUUGAUGGUACACUUUUGAGUACAACAGCCAAUCAGACCUUUGAAAAAACAAUAGGGAACAAAGCACCAUCCUCAGCAACAUCUUCAUCAAGUAGUAAUAGUGGCCUAGGUCAAAAAACUAAACAACUGCCAACACCUUCGGUCAACCAGAUUUUUGUGGCAGAUGUUGGUUGGGCCUCCAGUACAGCAAAUGGUGAGGUUUGGGUUCGGUUUCAAGAUGGGACGCAAAUGAAUGUGAAAUCUUCUGAGACCUAUGUAGUUUAUAUUGAUGCAGCAGGAAAAGUCUAUAAGUAAGUAAUAUUUCUAAAGAAGGUUCCAUUAUAAAAAAAAAUUUUAAUACAAUAGUUAUAUAGUUGUGCAAGGUGUUUUUUUGCAUUAAUAUUACAGACCUGUUUACUCCUUGGCUUUUGCUGUAGAAACUACAUUUUUAAGCCUAAUUACUACGGCCAUACGAUGAGCCAAAAAAAAAAAUUUUUGUUUUUUGGGGUUUUUUUUUUUUUUUUUUUGUUAUUUAAAUUUUAAAAAAUAAUCAUUGGGGUGUUUUCAGUAAAAGUUACCCAAUUUUUUUUGUGUUAACUCCGUAAGCAAUCAAAUAAGAAUGACUGUGAUUGGCCUUUGCAGUCUGGAUACAAUCUCAAUUAGCCAACAAAAAUAAAUUUUUUUUAGAGGGUACUCUAAUUGUUAAUGCUUAAUUCUUUAAGUUGCCAUGUGUCGUCUAUUUUAGCCUACUGUUGCUCAUCAAUUGAAAUCGGCCUCAAUGCUAUUAUGCUAGUGGUUUCCCCUUGAUUGUGCGUACCCUUUCCAAGUUGAGGAUUUAUUAUUUUUUUAAUGAAAUUGCGUACCAUGAUGUUUUGACAGAUUUUUUUGUUCAGUUUACGAAUCAUCAUAUUUUAAGGUAAGUAAAUUUUACAAUUAUGUUAUUAAAGUAAAUGAUUAUUUCAAUGUAGUUUUUCUAGUUUUUAAUUGUUAGCCAUUUUAAAUAGAAAACUAUGUCUAUGUGUCUGAUGACUAAAAUAGUGUACUAAGUCUUAGUUUUAGACUAAGACUAAUUAUUACAAAGCUUAGUGGGCUUAGCUGACUUUUUAAAGUUUAAUUUUUUUUUUAAUUUUGGCUACUGAUAUUAAAAAUAAUAAUUUGAAUCAUUCAAUUAUUAAUACUUAUUAUUAAUAGUAACAAAGUGAAGCGUCUGGUAUUUGAUUUGUAAAUUUAAAAUAAUGCAACAGCUGUAAUUUAGUGAUAGGCCUUUUUUUAAAUCUACAAUAUAACAUCUAGCCUUUAAAAGAAUUAAAGGCCUAAGUUAUUUUAUUAAAUUAUUUUUGUAUAGUUUACUAAUUAUAAUGCAAAAUUAACACUAAACAAAAGCUAUUAUAUCACUUUUCAUUGCUCAAAAUUUUAAUUAUAAGGAUACCCCUUCUCAGGCUCUGUCUCAUGACACAGAAUAGGCCUAUUAUAGUAUCUCUGCAAUAUUAAUACUGGUACAAAUAGUAUAAUAGUGUGUAUGAUAUAUGACCUGCCUUUUGUAAGCCAAAUAUGAUAAUAUAUUGUUCUUUUUUUGUUUCAAUAUUCAGGGCUUAGGGUUAAUAAAAUAAUGCCCAAAAGCACCUUUAAAGACUGAUGAUGGUUAGGAGAGCAACCAAGGUUGUAAAAGUCAUAACUACACCCUACUAGAUUUAGUCCUGAUAUCAAGUAAAUUAGCAGGACAGUCAAUCCUCAUGGGUCAUCUGGAUGCCUAAACACAUGGCUAAAAUAUUUCAGGACUUUGAAAAUGAAGGCAAACUAAUAAUUUAUGAAAAAUUGCAAAUGUCAGGAUAUAUAAUAAAAAAAUAUAUUUACACCUUUAUUGGUUAAAUUUUUUACUGUGUGUUGUGUCUUAAUAUUAGUUUUUAAUUUUACAAAUACAUAAUUUUUUUCAUAUGAUUAAAAAAAACAUUAGUGUUUUAAUAGUCUAAGUUUCUGAGAGCUGAAAACUACUCUGAUACUAACCCAGGAGUAAACAGGUCUGAUACAAGGUGUUUUUGCCAUAAGAAUUAUACAAUUUUACUGUAGACAAAGAAAUAGCACUGUAUACAAGUAAAACCUGUUUAAAUAAAAUUUAAAAUUUUUAUAUUUGACAAGUUUAUAAAGAAAAAUAAUUUUUGAUCCUUUUUUUCCUUUGACAAAAUAACUUGUGUGCAUUUUUUUAAAGUACCGGUUUCACCUGAAUAACAAAACUCUCUCCCAUUCAAUCUCUUUCAUUGCACUUAGGUACCAGCAUUCUGAUCCUCUGCCAGAUUUUGUCAAACAAAAACUGAGUAAGCUGCCCUUUGUUCUUGAAAAACUCCAUCGGAAAUCUCCACAAAUGGUGUCAACAUCAACGUCAUUAGUGUAGCUCAAAUUAUUUUUUUUUUUCUUCCAGUAAAGCUGUUACAAAUGAGAUAGCCAGCUGUCCUCACCCACUCGCUUUUGUUUAUGUUGACCCCAAUUAUUUUGAAUGUGAUAUUCUUUUGAAUUUUUUGGAGUAUUUCUUUAAUGGAGGUAGGUUGAUGUUGGUUAAUUACCUUAGUCUUAUUUAAAUUAAUUCUGG
Molecule: messenger RNA, 17776 nt
Organism: Lymnaea stagnalis (great pond snail)
Lineage: Eukaryota; Metazoa; Mollusca; Gastropoda; Lymnaeidae
Source: the annotation of a GenBank genome assembly